CCCUCUCCUUCUAUAAAACCCAAUUCACUGCCCUCUCUUCUUCCAUAUCACACUUUCUUUUUCUUUUAGCUUUCUUGAUUCUUGAUUCUUCGAACAUCUCCUCUCUCAUGGCAGAAAAACAAGCUCAGCUGAAUGGAGCCUAUUACGGCCCAGCAAUCCCACCGCCACAAAGCUACCAUCGUCCCGGCCGAUCAGGCUGUGGAUGUGGCUGUUGCCUCUUGAGUUGCCUCCUCAAAAUUAUCAUCACCAUCGCAGUGGUUCUUGGCCUUGCCGUGCUCAUUUUCUGGCUCGUAGUUCGUCCUAACAAAGUCAAGUUCCACGUCACAGAGGCUAAUCUCUCCGAGUUCAACAUCAACAACAACACUCUCCACUAUAACCUGGCUCUCAACAUCACAGUACGUAACCCUAACAAGAAGAUUGGCAUCUACUAUGACAGGAUAGAGGCAAGAGGGAAGUAUGAGGACCAAAGGUUUGGCUCUCAAUUCUUGACUCCAUUUUAUCAAGGACACAAGAACACUAGUAUCUUGACGCCUGCAUUUCAAGGACAGCAACUGAUGCUUCUUUCUGGUGAUGAAUUGACUGACUUUAAUGAAGAAAGGGUUUCUGGGGUUUACAGUAUUGAUGUCACGUUGUAUUUGAAGAUUAGAUUCAAGAUUGGUGACCUUAAGAUUGGCAAGUUCAAGCCCAAGAUUCAGUGCGAGUUGAAGGUUCCUUCCAAUUCCAGUGCUGUGCCUUUUCAGAGAACCGAGUGUGAUUGGGAUUAUUGAUCAUUGUCUCUAUACACUUCUAUUCUUUUUCUUGUUGGAUUUUUGAGUCUUCCAUCAGUUGAUCAUUUCUUUAUUUUUAUGGUUAUUCUUUAGUUUUUUUUUUCCUCUGCCUUCUUGAUUUUACUUCUUACAUGUACACAUUUAUUAUUAUUAUUAUUAUUAUUAUUAUUAUUACUUCCUGCUA
Messenger RNA from Ricinus communis (castor bean), 951 nucleotides. RefSeq names its product NDR1/HIN1-like protein 3. The record is from RefSeq and is a predicted model, not a curated record. Gene Ontology annotation, biological process: defense response to other organism. The transcript has a single exon. Bases 108 to 767 code for a protein of 219 amino acids. NCBI's taxonomy places the organism in Eukaryota, Viridiplantae, Streptophyta, Magnoliopsida, Malpighiales, Euphorbiaceae.